Ochlerotatus camptorhynchus is the source of this 1790-nucleotide messenger RNA. RefSeq names its product COP9 signalosome complex subunit 2 alien (gene alien). Gene Ontology annotation, biological process: protein deneddylation. The transcript has 4 exons. The coding region runs from base 162 to 1556 and encodes 464 amino acids. The record is from RefSeq and is a predicted model, not a curated record. Gene Ontology annotation, cellular component: COP9 signalosome. Lineage: Eukaryota; Metazoa; Arthropoda; Insecta; Diptera; Culicidae.
AGAAAAAGCAAACCGAGUUUUCGUUCGUCGAUAACAGCAGCGAAAGAAAAUUCUUUUUACGUGAUUUUCAGUUACAAAAGCGGCGACAAUCCGGCAGAUUUGAGCGUUAAAGCCGGCGUACUUGUAGCGGAAACCGGUAGCACAAGGAAAAAUCAGCGAAAAUGUCCGACAUCGACGAUGAUUUCAUGUGCGAAGAUGAGGAAGACUACGGGCUGGAAUACUCCGAGGACAGCAACUCGGAGCCGGAUGUGGAUCUGGAAAAUCAGUACUACAACAGUAAGGCGCUCAAGGAGGAAGCUCCCCAGGAAGCGCUUAAGUCCUUCCAGAAGGUGCUGGACCUGGAGAACGGCGAGAAGGGCGAAUGGGGUUUUAAGGCACUCAAACAGAUGAUUAAGAUUAACUUCAAAUUGCAAAAUUACCCGGAAAUGAUGUCCCGGUAUAAACAAUUGCUGACCUAUAUCAAAAGCGCUGUGACAAGGAACCAUUCGGAGAAGUCGAUCAAUUCAAUUCUGGAUUACAUCUCCACGUCUAAAAAUGUAAGGAUUAUUGUGAUUCUCGUUUUGCUGAUUGAAUUAUUGAUUUUGUUAUUGAUGCAGAUGGAACUCUUGCAAAACUUCUACGAAACCACGCUAGAUGCGCUGAAGGAUGCAAAGAACGAUCGGCUCUGGUUCAAAACCAACACUAAACUUGGCAAGCUGUACUUUGACCGGAACGACUUCGGAAAGCUACAAAAGAUCCUCAAACAGCUGCACCAAUCCUGUCAAACCGACGACGGCGAGGAUGACCUGAAGAAGGGAACCCAGCUGUUGGAAAUCUACGCGCUUGAAAUCCAAAUGUACACCGUUCAGAAGAACAACAAGAAGCUGAAAGCCCUCUACGAGCAGUCGUUGCACAUAAAAUCGGCAAUCCCGCACCCGUUGAUUAUGGGUGUUAUUCGGGAGUGCGGCGGAAAGAUGCACCUCCGGGAGGGUGAGUUCGAAAAGGCUCACACGGACUUUUUCGAAGCUUUCAAAAACUACGAUGAGUCGGGUUCGUCUCGGCGCACCACCUGCCUCAAGUAUCUGGUACUAGCGAAUAUGCUUAUGAAAUCGGGAAUCAAUCCGUUCGAUUCGCAGGAAGCGAAACCGUACAAGAACGACCCGGAGAUACUGGCAAUGACCAACCUGGUGGUAAGCUACCAAAACAAUGACAUCAUGGAGUUUGAGUCAAUUCUACGGAACAAUCGAAACAACAUCAUGGCCGAUCCGUUCAUCCGGGAGCACAUCGAGGACCUGUUGCGCAACAUCCGGACCCAGGUGCUGAUCAAGCUAAUUCGCCCGUAUACGAAGAUCACAAUCCCGUUCAUUUCGAACGAGCUGAACAUCGAACCGGUCGAGGUGGAGAGUUUAUUGGUUUCCUGUAUUUUGGAUAGCACCAUCCAGGGUCGCAUCGAUCAGGUCAAUCAGGUGCUGGAACUAAACAAGGAAGCCCGCUGCGGAGCACGUGAUAGCGCCAUCGAGAAGUGGUCCAGCCAGAUCAAUUCGGUACAAACAGCCAUCAUCAACAAAAUGGCCUAGAGGGUAAGUUUGUGGCAACUGCUCUGCGACUAAAGACUGGUUCAGCCCACAGUUCACUCCCAGUUUAGCUUAGAUGAAAGCGCGGGGAAGGCUAGUCUGUCCUCCGACCUCAAAUCGCUUACAACUACCAUGCAACAUGAUUAUUAGAAACGAAACAGAGACCGAGAGUGUGUAGAGGAAGCUUACAAUAAAGACCUACGGAAGGAGUCAACCGUUGUUAUUAUAAAACCGGAA